GGCCCCUGGAUUUGGGUCAGAUUUAUUUUCCACACGCUGACAUUUGAAUGUUCUACCAGUAAGUCUGCGGUAGUCGGUACUUCCGUGUGAAUGUAUUUCAGCAAUUGCUUGACUCCCAGAUUGUACGGCGUAUAUGUUCAAAGUAUGACAUAUUUGGCAAUAAAUUGCUUUGUUCUCCCAAAAGGAAUAGCUUGUUUCCAGGUUUAAUAUAAGUUUUCAACAGAUUACAAUCAUAAUUCACAUUACGGGAUGAGUCAGAAGACCCUGACGGCUUGUCAAGUAGUUCAUUAGGGUUGCCAUGACAACACACCAUGAGUUGGGUGUUUUAGGCGAUUCAAAUUUAUUGUCUUAGAAUUCUGGGGCCAGAAGUUCUGUAUUAUGGUGUCAGCAGUGUCGGCUUCUUUUGGACGCUACCCCGGAAAAAUCAGUCCCAUCUAUGUCUCCCACGCCUGGGGUGAAAGGAAGCGAUGCAGAAACCAGAGUGCCCGGGAGGCGUCCAGCUGAGACACAGAGCGGCAGGUAACUGUGAUCAAAGGACCUUAUCAAACCCACAGAUAAAACACAGAACUGCAGUUCAGCGAAGCACAUCCUCAUCAUCAGCCAGUUCUCCAGAGUCUGCAAGGAAGCUUCAUCCUCGGCCGAGUGACAAACUUAAUCCUAAAACAAUUAACCCGUUUGGGGACCAGUCACGAGCUCCUUCAGCCUUUGCCGCUGUCUACUCUAAAGGAGGCGUCCCCUGCAGGCUGGUGCAUGGCUCCGUGAAACACAGGUUACAGUGGGAGUGCCCUCCUGAAAGUCUUCCAUUCGAUCCUCUUCUUAUUACUUUGGCUGAGGGUCUGAGAGAGACCAGACACCCCUACACCUUCGUGUCCAAGGAGGGCUUCCGCGAGCUGCUCUUGGUCAGGGGCGCCCCUGAGAAGGCCGUGCCGCUGCUCCCUAGGCUCGUUCCUGUGCUCAGGGCCGCUCUGGUGCAUUCAGACGACGCAGUGUUUGAGAGAGGACUGGACGCCCUGGUGCAGCUAAGUGUUGUCGUCGGUCCCUCUCUCAACGGCCAUCUGAAGCACCUGCUCACCAGCCUUUCCAGGAGACUGAUGGACAAGAAAUUCAAAGAGCCCGUCACCAGUGCCUUGCAGAAGCUGGAGCAGCAUUGCGGGGGCGGAAGCCUUUUCGUCAUCAAAUCCAAAAUCCCGACCUACUGUUCCAUAUGCUGUUGAGUAAGAGCCCCCAGCAGUCCUCUUCCUGCCUGGGGACGUGCCCAGCACUGACCACAGGUACCUCGGAACCUCUCUUCAGUGCAUGCUCUUGUAAGGCACGGCCACUGUUCAUUGUUCACGAGGGUGGGGCCCCCCUCAGAGUAAACUGCUCAACACAGGGACCGAUCAGUAAUGGAGAACUAUUAAAACUUCUGUAAUACUGCAGUCUCAUGGGGUUUAUUUUUUAUGUUGUCACUGCUGCGUGAAGGACGGAGUUUACGAACUCGGAUGUGCUAUUUAUUUCCCGGCACCUUUUUACUUAUAUCACGCUCUUUGCAAUCCGUUUGUGGCUCUGCACUUUUUUAUGGAUAUUUUCCUGUUCCUAGGUUUUAUAUUUUAUAUCAAGGCUAUUGAAAUUUAAAUAAUGGACAUUUAUGAAUUCACUAUUGUUGUUUUUAAAUAUGUGUUUUAUAAUAGAGAAUUUUCUCCCAAGUAUUCUACUGUAAGAAAUUUCGUAAAUGUGUAAAUUCUGUUACACUUAUGUUGUUCAUUACGACUCAUUAAAACUACAUAAACUUUA
Molecule: messenger RNA, 1773 nt
Organism: Tupaia belangeri chinensis (Chinese tree shrew)
Lineage: Eukaryota; Metazoa; Chordata; Mammalia; Scandentia; Tupaiidae
Gene: PACRGL
Product: parkin coregulated like
Exons: 9
Coding region: 468-1214 (248 amino acids)
Source: RefSeq, a predicted model, not a curated record